Molecule: messenger RNA, 1986 nt
Organism: Necator americanus (New World hookworm)
Lineage: Eukaryota; Metazoa; Nematoda; Chromadorea; Rhabditida; Ancylostomatidae
Exons: 15
Coding region: 1-1986 (661 amino acids)
Source: RefSeq, a predicted model, not a curated record
AUGGAAUUUUUGAAUAGAGUUGGUGAAAAUAGCAAACCCAAUGGAUUCCCUCUUGCAUUCGGUAAAUCAAUAGAGCUGGUUGAUCGAUCAAUAGUCGGACUUCCACCGAUGGAUCCUGAUUGGGACCGAGAUAAGAUCUGCCAGGAAUACUUGGAUAAGUAUGACUAUCAUCUGCACCAAUUUGGUGCGCAUGGAUACAAGGUUUAUUAUACCAUGAUCGCACAGGACCAUCUGGCUGGCAUAGUUUUCUAUCCCAACUGCUCAGGUUUCAAGAAUCUCGAAGCGGAUCACGUCUGGAGGCCUUUCGCUCUACUUAUUCAACAAAAAGAAAUAUUCCAACGCAUUUUCAAGCGGUCCUGCAGCCAAAGACACAUUGAAAUGUUGGACUAUCUGGAGAAUUUUAUCAGAUCCUACAAAGGAGUUCCAAAAAUUGCUCAGAUAUGGCCUACUACACUUGCUCACUCUAAAUCUGGAACAAUCUUUGGUGUUGAUAAGCAUUUUCUAAAAUUUUUCCAAGAGAACGAGAAGAACCUUCGGAAUGCGUUCGUUUUUCUUAUGGGCGAUCACGGGCCACGAGCCAGUGGCGUAGGCAUCACUGCUCUCAGUCGUUACGAAACAAACAAUCCAUUGUUGUUGAUAACAAUUCCAGAAAAAUAUCGCAAUUCUAGCAUCCAUAAGCAAUUAAGGAGUAAAUCUAUGGAGCUAAUAACGGCAUUUGAUAUUCAACCAGAAAAGAACUUCAGUGAUAGCGCUUUUCUGGAUAUGUCACCGCUCAGUAAAGGGUCGUCAUUGUUAAGAAAAUGGAAAGGAAUUCGAAAUUGUCGUACUUUACCUAUUUCUUCACACUACUGCUUAUGUCAGUUCAACACCUCGGUUUUCAAAGAUCAAAAAAUCGAGGAGGAAUUGGGCAUUUUCUUGACGGAAAACGUGAAUGUGGCUAUACAAGAACACAUAAAAACUGGAUUAUGCAUGAAAAAUUUCUACAAUUCAACCAUAUCUACCUUAGCUCUGAAAGUCGACAAUGAAACUAUAUAUGAAACUGUUGUCUCGGUCCGCCCCUCCGGAGGAAUUUUCUCAGCCCAUAUUCGCUCCACAGCAGAUGGCUUUAAGCUAAACUCUCCUGUUAUAAGAAGAGGCUCUGAAGAAGGCGACGACGCCGAAACGUUAGCCAGAAUAAAGAUCAAUAACAAUCUUGUUAGUCAGUUAAUCGACAUCGAUAAGAUUCCAUUUGGCGGCGGAGCUCUCCAAUACUGGAGGCGGAGCUCUCCAAUACUGGAGGCGGAGCAGCCUCGCUCCUGGUCUCUUAUGAGCCCACGCCUGGAGCACACGGAGAGGACCUUAGCUACCGGACACACUAGGCCUAGGCAAAGACGCAUGGGACGACAACACCAAGGACAACGAUGCAAGCCGAUGCCUCUCGAUGAUGCACCCGCUGGCGGCGAAGCACAGAUCAGCUACCAGAGGACUACUGCCCCGAUACACAGCUCAGCUUCUAUGACGAGCACCACCGAGCGGCUCGUGCGUACUUUGCAGGAAACCAACGAUGACGGUAGCGUACAUGGGAGAGAUGUGAAGACGCUCCGAGACGCUACUGCCCUGACGGUUACAGAAGUAUGGAACGAUGCCAGGUCAGCAACCAGCACGUUAACAAGGAAAGCGGACGAAGGUACUUAUACUUCACAAUUUAGGCGACGAGCCACGCAGUUUUCGCUGUGGUUUCGCCGCCUAGAAAACGUAAUGCGCCUGCGUGCUGCAGCUGCGACGCCCCAAGUUGCGGAGCUGUCAGUGACGUUUGCUAAUGGUCAAAAAAUGGGCAGUAGCGAAGGUCGAAAUGGUCGAGCAGCUGUUAGCCGCGCCGCACGUGUGAUAGAGUUGGCUGAACCGCCACAGGCGAAUAAAGAAGAACAUAGAUAUGUACGCGGAAGUCUACAUCGUACAAAUCGACCACUAUUCUUUCAGCGAGCAGCAUCAGCACCAUUAUUCUAA